GAAAAACAAGAAACAGCCAUGGUGCGGGGGCAGAUGCGGCAAUUCUGAGCUCGGCACGCACGUGUCUUUAAAACGCCCUCGCUUCCUCCUCCGUCCGUUCUGCUCUUGCCCCCGCCACCGGCACGGGCCGGGGCCACGCUCGCCGCUCAACGCCGCCGCUGCAAGAGGCCGCGGGUGAUUAGCCUUGAGAUUAGCGGGUACCGCUUCACUGUUACGGGAGUACCGUUUUAAUUGACGCCCGCCUGUCUCGAAUAUCGGCUGCUGCCAAAAGCGCGGGUUCGGGGUUCCUCCCCGUCGGGCUCGGGCGGCCUCGGCUCGCCUCGUGGCGCCGCUGGGCGCUAGCGGAGUGGAAGUGGAUCGACCUGUUGCGGCCGAAGAGUGGGGAGGCAACAAAAGGGAAAGCUGCGCGGAGAGCUCGGGUACCGUGGCCGGAUUAGUUAAUGCCCGCGAGCAGCUAGUCGUAGGCGUAAUUAUUUUAAGGCAGUUGUCGCCUCUGGGGACUCGUGAAAGCUUCACCUCUUUUGAGAAGCUCCGCACCACGACCUCGUCCCGCCCGCAGCCCGCUCUUCCCCGCUCCACCUCCAGGCUUCCAGUCUCUCACUCUCCCGCGCCUCUUGCUGCUGCUGCUGGCGAUAGGGAUCCCAGCGCCUUCAAGUUCGGGUGGGCGGCUAGCGCGGCGCGUGUCGGCGAGCAUAUGGUGGGCAUUGGGCGGGGGAAGGAGGAGGAGGAGCGGCAAUAGAUUUGUGGGCGCAGAGGCGGGGAUGGGGGGCAACAAGUACUGCGCGGCGAUGACGAAGAGGAGAUGGAGGGGGCUGGCAGCGGCCGCGUGGGUGCUAGUCGCGGUGGCUUGCUCCGCGGUGAUGCACUGGACCAUGCGCCGGGAGAGCAUGGACCGCGCCGAGGAGCGCCUCGUCAGCAUGUGCGAGGAGAGGGCCAGGAUGCUGCAGGAGCAGUUCGGGGUCACCGUCAACCACGUCCACGCGAUCGCCAUUCUCAUCGCCACCUUCAACUACGAUAAGUCCCCUUCCGCUAUCGACCAGGACACUUUUGCAAAAUACACGGCAAGGACAUCAUUUGAGCGACCGCUACUCAAUGGGGUGGCAUAUGCACAGCGUGUAUUCCAUCAUGAGAGGGAAAUGUUUGAAAGCCAGCAGGGAUGGAUUAUGAAUACAAUGCAGCGGGAGCCUGCACCCCCGCAGGUUGAAUAUGCUCCAGUGAUUUUCUCUCAGGAUACUGUUUCCUACCUCGCACGCAUUGACAUGAUGUCUGGAGAGGAGGACCGAGAAAACAUUUUGCGGGCCAGGACUACUGGCAAAGCUGUGUUAACAAACCCAUUUCGGUUGCUUGGAUCAAACCACUUGGGAGUAGUUCUCACUUUUGCUGUGUACCGCCCUGAUCUCCCCGCUGAUGCAUCAGUUGAGCAACGUGUGGAAGCAACUAUUGGAUAUCUUGGUGGAGCGUUUGAUGUGGAGUCACUUGUGGAGAAUUUGCUGAGCAAACUUGCUGGCAAUCAGGAUAUUGUGGUGAAUGUCUAUGAUGUCACAAAUGCUUCAGAGGCUAUGGUUUUGUAUGGACCUUCUAGUUCGGAUGAGCGCGUGCCUUUCUUGCAUGUUAGCAUGUUGGAUUUUGGAGAUCCGUUUAGGAGGCAUGAAAUGAGGUAUAGACAAAAGCUUCCUAUGCAGUGGUCUGCCAUAACCAAUCCUUUGGGCACAUUUGUCAUAUGGAUGCUUCUGGGGUAUAGCAUUGCCGCUGCAUAUUCUCGAUAUGACAAAGUUACAGAAGAUUGUAGAAAGAUGGAAGAGCUAAAAACGCAGGCAGAAGCUGCUGAUGUUGCAAAGUCUCAGUUCCUGGCAACUGUGUCACAUGAGAUCAGAACACCUAUGAAUGGCGUCCUUGGAAUGCUGGAUAUGCUUUUAGGAACAGAUCUAACUAUGACACAGAAGGAUUAUGCUCAAACUGCUCAAAUGUGUGGCAGAGCAUUGAUAACGUUGAUAAAUGAUGUCCUUGAUCGAGCAAAGAUUGAAGCUGGAAAGUUAGAGCUUGAAGCGGUGCCUUUUGACCUGCGUUCUCUCAUGGAUGAUGUUAUUUCCUUAUUUUCUUCAAAGUCACGGGAGAAGUGCAUUGAGCUUGCAGUAUUUGUAUGUGACAAUGUUCCGAAGGAUGUUCUUGGAGAUCCUUGGAGGUUUCGGCAGAUACUAACAAAUUUGGUCGGCAAUGCAGUCAAAUUCACAGAACGGGGUCAUGUAUUUGUGCGGGUCUGUUUGGCUGAUAACUCAAAUAUGGAAGCCGGUCAGGUCCUAAAUGGAGCCAUGAAUGGGAAAGAUGGUAGAGUUGAUUCAACAACUAAUGGUGCCUUCAAUACUCUGAGUGGGUUUGAAGCAGCAGACAGACGAAAUAGUUGGCAAUAUUUUAAGAUGCUCCUCUCUGAUAAGGAGUCCCUUUUGGAUGAUCUUGAGGGAACAAAUUCUGAUCAAAGUGAUUCAGACCAUGUCACACUAGCGAUAAGUAUUGAGGACACAGGUGUUGGGAUACCAUUGCAAGCACAAGAUCGUGUUUUUACACCGUUUAUGCAGGCUGAUAGUUCAACUUCAAGGAAUUAUGGUGGUACUGGCAUCGGUUUAAGCAUUAGCAAGUGCCUAGCUGAACUUAUGGGUGGGCAGAUAAGUUUUGUCAGCCGUCCUUUUGUUGGAAGUACAUUCACUUUCUCCACCACACUGAAGCGCUCAUACAAAGAUAUUUCAGUUGAUUCAAGUAGGAGCUUGUUAGAGGCACUACCAACUGCUUUUAAGGGAAUGAAGGCCAUCUUGAUAGAUGGGAGACCUGUACGUAGUGCUGUUACAAGAUAUCACCUCAAGAGGUUGGGAAUAAUUGUUCAAGUUGUGAACAAUAUGAGUGCAGUAGUAAAAGCUUUCCCUGGACAAAAUGGAGCAACUGUUUCUAGGGAAAAGGCAACCAUUCUUUUUAUUGAGAGUGACUUUUGGAGGCCCGAGACAGAUGUUCAGUUAUUGAACCAUCUACGCGAGCACAAGAAUCGUCAGUUGUCUGAUGGGCAUAAGGUAGUUCUUUUGGUCACCUCCGAAGCUGAUAAGGACAAGUAUGGAUCCAUAUUUGAUAUUGUGAUGUGCAAGCCUAUAAGGGCAAGCAUGAUUGCUUCAUCUAUUCAACAACUGCUCAAAGUAGAGAUGCCUGAAAGAAGAAAUAAUCAUAAUCGGCCAUCAUUUCUUCGCAGCCUGCUGGUUGGGAAGAAUAUAUUGGUAGUAGAUGAUAAUAAAGUCAAUCUUAGAGUCGCUGCAGCUGCACUCAAAAAGUACGGUGCUAAUGUUAGCUGUGUUGAGAGUGGCAAAGAUGCUAUCAGUCUACUUCAACCCCCACAUUGCUUUGACGCAUGUUUUAUGGAUGUUCAGAUGCCAGAGAUGGAUGGGUUUGAGGCAACAAGACAAAUAAGGCAAACAGAGAUGAGAGUUAACGAGGAAAGGAAGAAUAAGUUGGUGUUGAUUGAAGGCUCAACAUUUGUUGAGUACCAUUUGCCUGUUUUGGCGAUGACAGCCGAUGUUAUCCAGGCAACUUACGAGAAGUGUAUAAAAUCGGGAAUGGAUGGAUACGUGUCUAAACCCUUCGACGAGGAGCAGCUAUACCAAGCAGUCUCCAGAUUAAUAGUGGGAACGACAGAUUCGACUGUUUAAUAUUUAGAUGGCUAUGAAUCUGAUUUCUCAUUCAUCGAAUUGAAGCACACCACCAUGUUGCUUCUGUCCAAGUUUGACUCUAACCCUUAACAAUUGUCUGACCUGGCCUCUCGCAGCACUAGAUGAAAAGGAUGAAAGUGCCACGAGUUGGCUAUGUAUCAGCACCACAGAUGAAGUUGCCUCACCCCGGAGUGUAGGUUGGUAGAUCACUCUCUUCUUUGAUGUUUAUAGGUUGUUGUAUAUCUUCUGACAAUUCAUUGGAAACCACAUCUCGUUGCGACAUUGGAGGACAUCUUCAAUGCUGGUAAAUUUGUUAUAGGAAUAUCCUUUAAUGCUGGUAUUUGGUA
Molecule: messenger RNA, 4030 nt
Organism: Zea mays
Lineage: Eukaryota; Viridiplantae; Streptophyta; Magnoliopsida; Poales; Poaceae
Product: histidine kinase
Exons: 11
Coding region: 762-3683 (973 amino acids)
Biological process (GO): phosphorylation; phosphorelay signal transduction system
Cellular component (GO): nucleus
Molecular function (GO): phosphorelay sensor kinase activity
Source: RefSeq, a predicted model, not a curated record